AUGUAUCAUAUUACAUCACAAUUAUUGAUUCGUACAUUUAAGGGUUAUGAAAAGAAAAUUAUGAUUAUUAAAAGGAAAGAAAAAACUAUUAAUUUAGGUCAUGAAAGACGUGUCACAUCCAUAUCUGUUAGCUGUAAUGGUGCAUUUUUUGCAACAACAUCAACAGAUUGUACUGAUGAAGCAGUACAUGUGAUGAAACCACAUAAAGGUCGAGUAACAUGCUCAUUGAUAACUUCUGAUUGCAAAUAUAUUAUCACCGGUGGUACUGAUUCAUGUGCUAAUGUAAUUUCAGUGGAAAACUGGGAAGUUGUACAAUCUUUCAAAGAUCAUACAGGAACGAUUGUUUCAUUAGCGCUUGCAUCAAAUGAUGAAUUUCUGGUUACCGGAUCCGGCGAAUUUGUCGUUAUAGUUUGGAAUUUAUCAACGGGUGAAUUAGCUGUCCGAUUGGCUGGUCUGAUGGCACCGGUAUCGUGCAUUACAAUGACCAGCAAUGAUGCAUUUGUGAUAGUUGCAUGUAAAGAUGAAACGUUAAAAGUAUUUGGAACAGUAUCCGGUCAAGAAUUACAUGAAUUAUCGGGUCAUGAUGGGAAGGUUGUUUCAAUGGUUGCAGCAUAUGAUGAUUGCCAACUUUUUGCUGCAACAUUUGCAAAGAUUUAUGUUUUUGAUAUACAUAAUGGGAAACUUUUGGAUGUCCUGAAUUGUAUCAAUAGACAACCGGUCACAUCGCUUAAAAUUACGAAUGAUAAUUAUUUCUUGCUAUCAGCAUGUGGUGAUCGAAUUAGUAUUUGGAAUAUUCAACAUCAAGAUCAUGAAAUAAAUACCAAACAUGGAAGAGAAAUUAUAACGGAUAUAUGCAUGUCACCGGAUGAGAAAAGUGCUGCUUGUACAACAAAUGAUGGUGUUAUAGCAUUAUGGGAUUUAGAAAUAUGUCAAUGCAUUUGUACCAUGAUUCAGAAACGAUCAGUACCAGUACUUCGUAUAAAAUUUUCCAUUAAUUCAGUUUAUUUGUUAAGUGGUGAUGCCGAAGGUCAAAUUAAUAUUUGGAAUUCAAGCAAUGGAAAAUUGAGACGAAUCCAUCAUAGCAAAGCUAUAGACUCAAUAUUUUGCUUAUCUGAUGGCUUUCGAAUAUUAUCUGUUGAUCAGUCUAGCAUUGUGCUCAUAUGGAAUUUAUUCGGUGCUGAUGAAACAUUUCAAGCAGAUCGAAUUCUUGCAUUCACCGGUAUUCAACCACCAAUUUUUCUAUUACCAGAUAACACUCAUCUAAUUGGAUAUCUUCCAACUAGUAAAAAAGAGUAA
Molecule: messenger RNA, 1296 nt
Organism: Acanthocheilonema viteae
Lineage: Eukaryota; Metazoa; Nematoda; Chromadorea; Rhabditida; Onchocercidae
Source: the annotation of a GenBank genome assembly